Molecule: messenger RNA, 217 nt
Organism: Aaosphaeria arxii CBS 175.79
Lineage: Eukaryota; Fungi; Ascomycota; Dothideomycetes; Pleosporales
Exons: 2
Coding region: 18-200 (60 amino acids)
Biological process (GO): protein import into mitochondrial matrix
Cellular component (GO): mitochondrial outer membrane translocase complex
Source: RefSeq, a predicted model, not a curated record
CACAACCACCCGCCACAAUGCCUCCCAAAACCCUCAAGUCCCACGGCGGCCGCACCCUCCAGGAGCCCAGCUUCGGCCGCAGCGUCGUCCAGACCUUCACAAGCUCCGAGAACAGGCCCAUCGUGACUGCAAUUGGACUCUUUGCCAUCGGCGUCACCUUCUUGCACAGCAGCUGGAGUGAAAUCCUCCUGCCUAUGUAAAUGCGCUUUUUUCCACG